Messenger RNA from Zonotrichia leucophrys gambelii, 2620 nucleotides. It is a transcript of the gene ANKZF1, whose product is annotated as ankyrin repeat and zinc finger peptidyl tRNA hydrolase 1. NCBI's taxonomy places the organism in Eukaryota, Metazoa, Chordata, Aves, Passeriformes, Passerellidae. The transcript is spliced from 16 exons. Gene Ontology annotation, molecular function: protein binding. Bases 25 to 2130 code for a protein of 701 amino acids. The record is from RefSeq and is a predicted model, not a curated record.
CCGGCGGCGGCGGCCGCGCUAGCCAUGCCGGAGAGCUGGUCGUUGUUUGAGGCCGCCCAGGACCCUGAACUGCUGCACGGGCUGAGCCUGGUCACCGGAGCUGCUGCGGAUGCGGGUGCUGCGCCGCCGGCUCCUGCGAGCCACGAGAAACCUGCAGCAGCCAGCUGUGAGGGGAAGCCCCAUGGUGUCACCGAGGUGCCAGAGAGGAUGUGCUGCUUGACCUGCGGGCAGGUGUUUGGGAGCCGGGAGGAGCAGACUGAGCACUACCGUCUUGACUGGCACCGCUUCAACCUGAAGCAGCGACUCCUGGGGCGCCGGACGCUGCCUGAGGAAGUGUUUGAGGAGAAAACGCGCACAGGUGAUGUGUCCAGCAUCUCAGGAUCUGACUCGGAUAGCUCUGAUGUGAGCAGUGAGUCAGAGUUGCUGCCCUCUGUCAGUGACACUGGCCAGACGCCCCAGAUUCCCCGCUCCCACAAGGUGCUGCUCCGCAAUGCCAAGGGCCAGCUCAUCUCCGCCUACCGCUGUGUGCUGCUCACUGGGAAGGGUGACAUUGAGGAGCCGCAGGAGCUGACAGCAUCACUGCAGAGCCUCAGUGCAAGCACGUGCUGGGUUGUGCUGAUGAUGGGUGGCGGGCACUUCGCAGGAGCAGUGUUCCGGGGCCUGCAGGUGCAGGAGCACAAGACCUUCCACCGGUACACGGUGCGAGCGCGGCGGGGCACAGCGCAGGGCCUUCGGGAUGCCCAGACCCCGGGCUCAGCCCCCAGAUCUGCUGGGGCCUCCCUGCGCCGCUACAACGAGGCUGCUCUGCUCAAGGAUAUUCAGGACCUCCUGGCAGCCUGGGCACAGCACCUGAGUGAAGCUCAGCGCAUCUUCCUCCGGGCCCCUCAUCACAACCGUGCGCUGCUCUUCGGUGGCAGGAACCCUCCCCUCACUCGAGGGGACCCUCGCAUCUGCCACAUCCCCCUCAGCACCCGCAGGGCCACCCUGCGGGAAGUGCUGCGCGUCCAUGCCGCACUGGCCAGCCUGCAGGUGUACGGGAAGGACACGCCACUGGAGGACAUCACUGGGUUCCCCAGGAAGGUCUGGCAGAAGAGGCAGCAGAAGGCAGAGGUGGAUCCCCCACAGGAGGACACAACUGCCCCAGAGGAGGAGGAGGAAGAGGAGGAAGAAAGCCCUGCAGGGGAACUGGAGACUGUGGAAGUGACACUGGGGACCUUGCACCUCCGGGAGUUUGAAAUGAUGCCCAAGCGAAACCGCAAGAGGAGGAAGAAGAGGGACAAGAAGGUGGAGAAAGGGCCUUGUGGUAAAGAGACUGAUGGGAAGCCUGGCUUGGAGGCAGUGACAGAGCUGCAGGGGGAGGCUGAGGCUGGGCUGCUUCCCUGGAGCAAUGGAGGAGACCCUCAGACCCAGCUCUGCGACGCUCUGUUCACUGCCUGCAAGACAGGGGAUGUGCAGACACUGCGGCACCUCCUGGGAGUGCCAGAGAAUGGGGGCCUACCAGAGCACAGUGAGGAUGGGCAGUCUCUGGAUAUGGCCCGCUCCCUGCUGAACCAGCCCGUGGACGAGCAGGGCUGCACCCUGCUUCACGUGGCAGCUCAGGCUGGCAGGGCUGAGGCUGUGUGUCUGCUGCUGGAGGCAGGAGCGGACCCUGCCCUCAGGGACAGGCAGGAGAGGACCCCAUACUGCAGCUCUGCUGACAGACGGACCCGCAAUGCCUUCCGCAAGUUCAUGGUGGCCCAUCCCGACAAGUACGACUACAGCCGUGCCAAGGUGCCAGGGCCCCUGACACAGGAGAUGGAGGCCAAGAAGCUGGAGAAGAAGCGGGCACAGAAAGCCCAGCGGAAGCAACGGGAGCAAGCACAGCGGGAGGAGCAGCAGCGCCAGGAGCAGGAGCAGGAAAGGAAGCAGUGGUUUGCAGCCCUGUCUGACAGGGAGAAGAGGGCACUGGCUGCUGAGAGGAGGUUGGCUGCACAGCUGCAGGACGCCAGCACGACUCCUGCCAACAUCAGCCGUUGCUGGCAGUGUGGAGAGUCCCUGUUGGGACGGAUCCCCUUCCACUACCUUGACUUCUCCUUCUGCUCCACGGCUUGCCUGCAAACACACCGCCGGGCCCAGGCUGGCCACACCUAACACUGGAGGCUGCUGCCACCUGCCAGGGACCACUGUGGUGGGGACGUGGCUGAGCACUGGCUGUGCAGCAAGGGAGAACCUGUGCAGCAGCGAUGGUCAGAGGCACUGAGCUGGCCAUGUCACUCUCUGGGCAUGGAUAUCACUCUGGGUAGUGACUCUGGCAAAGUUAAUGACUGAGAGGUCUCCAUGUGCUAGUGAGAAGGGCUGGGACUGUUUGGUGGCCUGGCUUCAGCCAGGGGUCCUGCUGCCCACUUUUCUCAUGGCUACCUCACAGGUUGCUACCUGUAGGUGUAAGGACAGAUCCUGACACAUACAGACCCUACAGCCCUGAGCUACCUCCAGCCAUGCCUGUGGACACCAUCAAGGCUGUGCUUCUACCUCUCCUGUCCUGGCUGCCAUCAGCAUCUCAGCCAUUAUGUUAGCAGCUAGUUCCUCUGCCUACAUUGUAAAUAAAGAGGUGCCUUGCCCCCUAGCCAUGGGGGAAUCAGCA